AUGAAGGAGCUUGAUAGCUUGGAUAAGCGAAUAAGACCUUAUUUGCAGAAAAUUGGAUAUAAUAAAUGGUCAAGAUUCUACUCCAAAAACAAAAGGUACUCAGUAAUGACUUCCAAUAUUGUUGAGUCACUUAACUCAGCCACCGUGGCAGCUAGAGAGGUACCUAUAACAACAAUUUUGGAGUGUUUGCGUGGAUUACUCCAAGAUUGGACAUACACUGAUAGGAAACUAGCUCAAAAAACAAUGACAAGAUUGACACCAGUUGCAGAACAAGCACUCACCAACAAAUUUGUAUACUCUUUGAGAUUAACUGUAAAGCCAGCAAAUGAAUAUCUAUUUGAGGUAUUCAAAGAAGAUAAGUCAUGGGUUGUAAAUCUCAAAGAACAAAUUUGCACUUGCAAUAGAUUUCAGAAUGAUGAAAUGUCAUGUGCUCAUGCUCUUCCUGUGAUGAAGGAGAUGAACAUAGACCCCUACAAUUACUGUUCACUUUACUACACAACAAAAGUAUGA
Messenger RNA from Humulus lupulus (European hop), 510 nucleotides. RefSeq lists its product as uncharacterized. Gene Ontology annotation, molecular function: zinc ion binding. The record is from RefSeq and is a predicted model, not a curated record. The coding region runs from base 1 to 510 and encodes 169 amino acids. The transcript is spliced from 2 exons. NCBI's taxonomy places the organism in Eukaryota, Viridiplantae, Streptophyta, Magnoliopsida, Rosales, Cannabaceae.